Molecule: messenger RNA, 4403 nt
Organism: Nymphalis io (European peacock)
Lineage: Eukaryota; Metazoa; Arthropoda; Insecta; Lepidoptera; Nymphalidae
Product: facilitated trehalose transporter Tret1-like
Exons: 5
Coding region: 9-2213 (734 amino acids)
Biological process (GO): transmembrane transport; carbohydrate transport
Cellular component (GO): membrane
Molecular function (GO): sugar transmembrane transporter activity
Source: RefSeq, a predicted model, not a curated record
UAAUAAAAAUGGCCGGUUCACGCGAGAGGUUACUCUACGACCGUCAUUUGGAUUACGAUUACGGAUACGAGAGGCGGAGACGACACGACUUUAGCAGAUUCGAAGCGCAGCGGUCUGAUGAGAAUCGAGUGCGAUCUGAACGCUUCGAUCAGAUAGGAAGACCGCGACGUAAGAACGGGUACGUUUACGAAGAUAUUUAUUCUGAUUUCGACGAGGCUCAAGGCCGUUUGUCACUAUUUCGACCAAUCAGACCCGAAUAUCUGAACUUACAAUCGACGUAUGACAAUAAAUAUAAUUCGUUGCCUCGUAGCCAUUAUUACAACGACGAUAGGAAUCGUCGUUACAAAAAAGAUUAUUACGACUUCAGAAUUGAAGCCGAACGAAGGAGACCGCGGGAAUCUUAUGAAAUUUACAAACAAAACAAGCCGAAGAACGUAGCCGUUUGUAAGCCGCUUCGUUUGACAGAAAGGAAUGCUAAAUAUUGGACGACAGAUCCGCCGGAGAAAGAUCGAAAGCCGAAACGAGAUGAAACGAAAAAAAUAGUAAAAUUCUCCGAAGUUUCUGGAUCCAGGAAAAUGGUUAUCGACGAUCCCGUUUGUGGACGAAAAGUGGUCGCCGUACGAGAGUUGGAGGUCUCGUUGGAUCAAAUGAUACAAAACGGAUAUUUUGAGAAACACAAUAUACCUAUACGGCUCCCAGAGAAGAAGGAUGACACCAAGAUUUCCGUUCCAAACGGGAAAUGUGUGUCGGGGAAUGAAACGCCAGCGCCACGGAAGUCCCGACAUUUGCCUCAGGUUAUAGCAGCACUCGCUGUAUCGCUGGCCCCGUUCUCAGCGGGACUGGGAAAGGGUUACAGCUCACCAGCAAUAGCAUCCCUUCAAGGUCCCGGUAACGCAACCCGUAGGGACUUCCAACUCACUGACCAACAGGCUUCGUGGCUUGCAUCUCUGUCAUUCCUCGGCGCUCUCUUUGGCGGCAUGGCGGGUGGUGCUGCAAUGCGUCACGGCAGACGUCGAGUGCUGUCAUUGGCUGCAGCGCCAUGCAGCCUAUCCUGGCUGCUGACGGUUCUAGCUACUUCGGUUCGAAUGAUGUGCAUCACAGCUUUCUUGGGAGGAUUCUGCUGUUCUAUACUAACCAUGUUGUCUCAGGUUUACAUCAGCGAAAUAUCAGUACCAGAUAUACGAGGAUGUCUUAGCGCUGUAUUGAAAAUCGUCGGCCAUCUUGGAGUUCUGUUCAGUUUUACUAUCGGCGCCUACCUCGACUGGCAGCAGCUAGCAUUAUGCAUUUCUGCUGCACCCCUACUUCUCUUCUGUACAGUUCUUUACAUACCAGAAACACCAAGUUAUCUCGUUUUAAUUGGAAAAGAUGAAGAAGCCUACAAAAGCCUCCUUUGGUUAAGGGGACCAAACUCCGAUGUUGCUCAAGAAUUGGCCACAAUAAGGACCAACGUUUUAGCCAGCAAAAACUUCAGCCAACGCCAGAGUCAAAUGUCUAGUAGCCAGCUAAUAAAUUCUUUGGAUGUAAGAACAAUUAAUCGUCUCCUUGGACCUAUUUUGGUGACAUGCGGCUUGAUGAUGUUUCAACGUUUCUCAGGCGCUCAUGCAUUUUCUUUCUACGCUGUUCCGAUAUUUAGAAAAACGUUUGGUGGAAUGAAUCCGCAUGGAGCGGCUAUAGCCGUCUCUUUUGUGCAACUGCUUGCGUCUUGCCUGUCUGGACUAUUGAUUGAUACUGUUGGUCGUCUACCAUUACUAAUCGUGAGCUCUGUGCUCAUGUCGAUGGCAUUAGCUGGUUUUGGAAGCUACGCAUAUUAUGAAGAGGUUCAUAGGAAUCAAAGAAUACAAAAUGUGAUGUUUCAUCAAACGGUUGGCCAAAAUGAUUGGAUUCCAUUGCUGUGUGUACUGGUGUUUACAAUCGCAUUUUCUCUGGGUAUGAGUCCAAUCUCCUGGCUCCUGAUUGGUGAAUUAUUUCCGUUAGAAUACAGGGCAUUUGGUAGUGCAAUGGCUACGGCCUUUAGCUAUCUAUGUGCUUUUGUCGGUGUCAAAACCUUUGUAGAUUUUCAACAGGCUCUUGGAUUGCACGGUGCAUUUUGGUUAUACGCAUCUAUAAGCGUGGGUGGUCUAUGUUUUGUUGUGUGUUGCGUGCCCGAAACAAAAGGUAGAGAUUUAGAUGAAAUGGAUCCAAAUUACGUUCAAAGUUUAUCCCCAAAAAGGUAAGUCAAUUUAGGUGGAACAAUUUGUAUACUUGAAAACAACCUCAAUAGACCACAAAAUAACAAUAUUCGAUUAAAGAUAACAAAGUUGAAGUUAUUAUUUUCAAAUUUAAUCAGAAAUUAUUAACUGGAAGGAAAGUGCGGUGAUUGUUUUCAAGUAAACACUGUCAAACAAAUAUAACCAAAAUGUAGGAACAAAAUAAUAUAUCGAAUCCACCACAAAAUUUUGGCUGUGCUUAUUAAAAUUAAACAAUGAUGAUAUUCACUAAAUUUAUAAACGUGGUCCUUUUUGAUUGUAGAGUUUUAGGAAUUAAAUAUAAUACCUAUUUGCAUAUCCUUGGAACCAUAUCUAGGAAUAUUUUCGUCAUUAAAUAUUUUUCAAAUUCUCUGUAUAGUCAGUCUGAUCGAUAAAAAUAGAUAAAAUAUUUCGUAUCGUAUAUGAAAAGAUCGCAAUCACUUAUAUCCCUUCGCACCCACUAUGUACAAAUCCUUAUAUAAUUAUUAGAUUAUAUUUAUUUAUUUAUUAUAGUUAACGUGGAAUGAAGUAUGGAUUAUUUUUAUAAAAAAAAAACUUAAUAUUUUUGAAUAUUUUAGCAAAGUAUAUUUCGGCUACGAUCAUACUGACUAUAUAAAGUUUUUUUAUAAUAAUUUAGGUCCAUUUACCUUCACCUAAAUUGUCUUACAUAAUCUAUAUUCAUAAAAUUAGAAUUACAUACCUUUCUUUAUAAAAAAACAUUACGGUAUUAAUCUUUCACAUUAAUCGCGAUAAAAUUGAACAAUAUUAUGAAUUAAUAAUAAAGAAACCAGCGAAAGAUCAUUUUCACUGCAACGAAUGUUAACGUUAUUCAUAAAAACAAACUCGGAGCCAGUUCUACUAAGAAAUUGUCACUUAAAAUAUAGUAAUUUGCUAUUUAACCUUUUUCGUAUUCAAAAACAGCGAUCCAUUUGCGUUACGGUCAAAGCCUUAUCGGAAUAGAAUUGAAAACGUAUCGUAACCCUUAUAAAUAUGUAAUUACAGGCACAAGGGACAUAAAAUCUUAGUUCCCAAGGAUGGUGGCGCAUUGGCUAUGUAAGCGAUGGUUGACAUUUCUUACAAUGCCAAUGUCUAAGGGCGUUUGGUGACCACUUACCAUCAGGUGGUCCAUAUGCUCGUCCGCCUUCCUAUUCUAUAAAAAAAAUAAACAAAAAUAAGUAGAAUCGGCUUCCUGGAACUUCCGCAAAACACAAUCUUAGGAAAUAAUAAUCAUAAAACACUACGGAUAAUCACGAAAAAUUGUUGAUCUCACUGAAAUCACUCGGAUCGUGUCAGAUUGCCGUCCAAACGGAUUAUGAAAGAAGGAGACAGACACACACUUGCACUUGCUCCUGCUAAUUUAUGUGUAGUUGUUCAAUAUUAUUGAGAUUAAUACAUUUAAAAAACCUUAUAACGAGCUUCCUUACCUAAUUAUAUAUGACAAUAAUAUUAAGACAAUAAAUAAAUAUAUCUUACUCCUAUUUAGACUAAAAAUGAACGCCACGUUUCUAAAUAAUUAUGUUAAGUAACAACUCUGUAGUUGAACCCUAUUUUUAGCUCGAAAGUGUAGGACAUAUAUUUUUCUUCGACUUUCCUUAGCAAUGUCUUACUGAUAUUACUAAUGAUGUAGCUAACCUGUAGGGUUAUUCUCUGAAAACAAACUCGCUACUCACAGCAGAAAACGGUCGUAAAAUGUCAGUAAGUGAUACGCGACAUUGACCGUAAUGAUUAUAACAUGUCAAGAUUACAAAUAUCAAAAUCGUUUAUCACCAUAAGUCGGUUUUCAACAUUUCAUAGCUGAGCAGCGAUGACAGUUCUUAAUAGCACUGUUGAUAAAAUUUGACAAAUAGAGUUAUAUGAGUAUUGUCUCGCUUUGCAGAACGAUUAAAUGAUCGCAUAUAAGAUGCAGAUGACUUUAAUUGAAAUUCUACUUGACAGAUAUUAAGUUAAUAAUAAGUUAUAGUCAGAUAUAUUAAUCAGCAAAUCUCCGUUUUGAAACUAUAACGAAACAUCAGUGCGAAGGGAAAAUAUUUAUAAUGUAAAUUAGACGUGUCUUGAAGUAUUUUUGAAUGAAUAAUUGUGUUUUCCAUAAAAAAGUAAAAAUAUUUUUCGUCGUUAAACUUUAUCUGCUAUUGUUAUUAAGUACAUAUAUAAUUAUGUUGAUCGUUACUAUAUAUAUAU